Messenger RNA from Pyrus x bretschneideri (Chinese white pear), 687 nucleotides. RefSeq names its product 60S ribosomal protein L14-1. The record is from RefSeq and is a predicted model, not a curated record. The transcript has 5 exons. Gene Ontology annotation, molecular function: RNA binding; structural constituent of ribosome. Lineage: Eukaryota; Viridiplantae; Streptophyta; Magnoliopsida; Rosales; Rosaceae. Gene Ontology annotation, cellular component: cytosolic large ribosomal subunit; ribosome. Gene Ontology annotation, biological process: ribosomal large subunit biogenesis; translation. Bases 139 to 543 code for a protein of 134 amino acids.
CUCACCUGACUCAAAUUUAAAUUAUUAAUUCUGGUUCGCAAUGACAAUGACAAAACCCUAAAUCCCCGACCUUGACUACACUUGCUCUUCUCCGCUCCGCCUCCUCUACUGCCAGAGCUGUCACACAGAACCAGAAAAAUGCCUUUCAAGAGGUACGUUGAGAUCGGAAGGGUGGCUCUCGUCAACUACGGCGAGGACUAUGGGAAGCUCGUCGUCAUCGUCGACGUCCUUGACCAGAACAGGGCUCUGGUUGAUGCCCCUGAUAUGGUGAGGUCCCAAAUGAAUUUCAAGAGACUUUCUCUGACUGACAUCAAAAUCGAAAUCAAGAGGGUCCCCAAGAAGAAGGAACUGCUUGCUGCCAUGGAGACCGCUGAUGUGAAGAAGAAGUGGGAGAACAGCUCGUGGGGUAGAAAACUGAUUGUUCAGAAGAGAAGGGCGGCUCUUAAUGACUUUGAUCGGUUCAAGCUCAUGCUGGCUAAGAUUAAGAAAGCUGGGCUUGUCAGAAAUGAACUUGCAAAACUGAAGAAGCAGAGUGCAGCUUAGGCAAUAAUUUUAGUUUACAAUUUUAUCAUGGAUUUCUUUUUCGAAACUGUAUCGGAUCUUUUAUCAAUUUUAGCUUUUCAGAGAUUUUUUCCGUUUCUAAUAUCAUUGACACUGUUUUGAUAUAUAGAUUUUCAGUUUCCUGUA